GUUGACCGGAACAAGAAGGAUGUUCUCAAAAACGUGGUGAAGGGUGCUCAGAGGGAUGGCAGGCUUGGUGCCAAAUACACGCAGCAUGCUGGCCACGCCCCCGCUCAGCAGAAGUCUUCAAAUACAUCCCAGAGAGCAGCAGUGGUGCAUCCGGAGCAGCCGAGGAAGAGCGCAAAGCUUCCCGUGGGGCUCAUGCCGAGCACAAGCCACUCCACACAGCCCAGAGGGAGGCUCCCAACUGACAGCUCUGGUCACCUAAAUCCAGAAAGGAGCAAGAAGCCUGCACAGGAGACUGUCACUGCUGCAGCACCUCCAGCUGGAAGCGACCCCCUCGCUCCUGGGGCACCUCGCUCCCUGCAUGAGGGCCUGCAGGACAGGCUGCGCUGCAACAAAGAAAAUAUCAGAGCACAAGCCUCUGCACACCCUGUGCUGAACAGAGCUUCCCAGUCUGGUGGAAACAAUCUCGGGAACAAGAGGGUCUUGGCUCCCAGGCAGGGCUCAGCCACGAUGUCCAGAACCGUCACGGGCCCAAAGGACAGAAUUAAUAGCCACCAGGCUAAGGAGGAGCAGAUUCAGGAUAAAUUCAGGAAAACCUUGCCAGGCUCAAAGAGUGCAUCUCAAAAACCAAAUGUCAAAACUCAGCCGUUGCAGCCCCCUCGGUUACUUAGUGCUUCUACUAAUUUGCUCCAUAAAAAACCAGGGGCAAACAAGGAAAACACGAUCACGGGAAGGGGACCCACAGGAAAGCCGCCCAACAUGCUUCCAGGGGGAAGUUUUAAGCCCUCCAGCAGACCCCCCCAAAUGAAAAGAUCUCCCACAAAGCCUCCAGCCUCCGGCAGGCCCCAGGGGACCACAAACCUGAAAUCCAGCCUGAAACCGGGCGGCACCGUGCACUUCAAACCUCCAGCGCUUGAGAGCGACUUCAGGAGCAGGAAAGAGAGGCUUAAAGCAAAGGUGCCGAAGGCAAGCGGAAUAGAGGCUAGGCGUGUUCCCAAGACCCCAUCUGCUGUGGAUCGUAAGUAA
This is a messenger RNA of Pterocles gutturalis (yellow-throated sandgrouse), 1023 nucleotides long. RefSeq names its product actin cytoskeleton-regulatory complex protein PAN1-like. The record is from RefSeq and is a predicted model, not a curated record. NCBI's taxonomy places the organism in Eukaryota, Metazoa, Chordata, Aves, Pterocliformes, Pteroclidae.